CGACGCUCCGCUGCUAUGGCAGACACCCCUUCAUCGCCCCCGCGCGGCGAGUGGAGCAGCAUGGAGGAGGAACUUUCCUAUUACAAAACUCAGUAUGAGACGCUUGAGGUAGAGCUUCAGGAAUUUCAAGCUUCAAGCAAGGAGCUCGAGGCCGAACUCGAGAAGGACGUGGAAGAGAGCGAGAAACGUGAGCGCAAGCUACAGGAAAAGGCCGAAAAGCUGGGGUUUGAAGUUGAUGAAUGGAAGACAAAAUACAAGCAGAGCAAGACAGAGGCCAACAACGCCCAAAACACACUUCAAAAAGAAAUCACCAGCCUGCGCGAGUCCCAGCGAUCGCUGCAACUCCAGCUUAGGGACAUUGAGGUACAGAACGACGAUUUCGAGCGACAAGCACGAAAUCAAAACUCAUCGCUGGAGGACUUGGAGUCCAAGUACAAUGUAGCGAUCGAACGCUCAGUCAUGCUGGAGGAGGAAAUGAAACUCGGCGAGAAGGAGCGAGAAACUCUUCGAAUAGAGAACCAACGAGUGCGCGACGAGCUGUCCGAUCUACGCAUCGAGACCGAAAUUGUCCAGGAGAAAUUGCGUCUCGCCGAAGAGACUAUUGAGCGGCACCACCAGCGCAAAACCUCCAAUCUGUUGGCUGGAGAUGCGCUGCGUCCACGUUCUCCUGUAUCUGAGACCUCCACCGUCGCUACCGCACUGUCUUCGCCCACCACAGCCUCGACUCCCCCACAGAGCAAAUCCGAUGCGGAACGCCCCGAUCUCACACCUCCGUCACCUCCGUUAUCAGAAGCUUCAGUCACAGCCAAAGCCAUCCCCACCACGCCCAUGCCUUCUGCUCGGAAGAAGUCGAUUGCCCUGGACCCUUCUGCUACUCCCCGCCCAAGUCUAUACACUUCUCGGCCUCCCCGACACUCGAGAGGACCUAGCAUCCCUGUAUCAGCGAAAACGCCCAGCGCAAGUGGCCGUGCGACUCCUUCGAUCCGUACUACCGCGCCAGGGCAGAGGGGCUCGCGACCAAGUGUCGGCACAACGGCAGCAGCGGCUGGUUUGCCUAGAUCUGGCUCAUUGUAUCAAAUCCGUGGGCUGAUUGGCAAGAUGCAGAAGCUUGAGGAACGAGUCUAUCACGCGAGGUCGAAGCUGCCGGCGCCGACGAGCACCCCGCCGCGUGCCAGCCCGCGAACCGCAAGCGCACUGGGACAAAUACCAAGCACCGUCACCAUAAGAAGCAACCGCAAACGGUCAUCCCAGGCUUCGGCGGCUUCAUCGAUUCCAACUGCCAGUGAAUCAGGCAUGAGCAGACUGUCCUUUGGCGCAUCACGGGAAAGCAGCAAUAGCCGGCCUAGCAGCCGUGCCUCACGACCGGGUAGCAGAAGCAGCAUCCGCACGCCGAUGGGACACUACUCGGCGUCUUCUAUCAGCGGCGUGGAAGGACGAAUCCCGCGCCCACGAAGCUCCAUGAGUGGCCCAAUGAGCUCACACCACUCCCACUCGAUGUCCCUAUCGAGCAGCGUCCGCGAAGAUGGCGACGCAGAUAACAACAGCGACGGCAGCGCAGCAGCAACCCCUGUGCCUCGGCGCAUGACACUGGACAAGAUCACGUCCAUUCCCACGCCUAGCGGUCUCCCUCGGCGACAGAGCCAAGGACGGAGGACAAGUACCAGUCUGGCGGACGGUGGGAUGGGGCCUCCUGCGCGACCACGGAAGAUGAGCGAGGUGGAGGAGUUUUGA
Periconia digitata is the source of this 1731-nucleotide messenger RNA. The record is from the annotation of a GenBank genome assembly. NCBI's taxonomy places the organism in Eukaryota, Fungi, Ascomycota, Dothideomycetes, Pleosporales, Periconiaceae.